This is a messenger RNA of Rotaria sordida, 414 nucleotides long. NCBI's taxonomy places the organism in Eukaryota, Metazoa, Rotifera, Eurotatoria, Philodinida, Philodinidae. The record is from the annotation of a GenBank genome assembly.
AUGGACUUUUUAUGUGGUAUUACUCGUCAAAGUAUUUUAGAUCUUGGACGUAGACGAAAAGAUUUAACUGUUAAUGAACGAGAAAUAACAAUGAAUGAGCUUUUAGAAGCAUAUCAAGAUAAUAGACUAUUGAACAUGUUCGGUGCUGAUACAUUUUCGCAACCAAAACAUGUUGUUGAUCAAAUAAUAUAUACAUUUGAUCAUGCAUAUUAUUCUGUUCGAUAUCUCAAUGGUACACAUGAAAUUGGUUGUCAAUCAACUGUAAGAGGCAAUUGUGGUCCAAUUUAUACGAUUGAGAAUGAUCAAGACUUUAAUUCAUAUCUUAUAGAUACUAAAAUUAUUGAUUCAUCUAGUUCAUUUGUUAUUGUACUUAAUGCGAAUUUGUUUGAGCGAUCCUUCUACACUAUCAAUUGA